Molecule: messenger RNA, 3098 nt
Organism: Cololabis saira (Pacific saury)
Lineage: Eukaryota; Metazoa; Chordata; Actinopteri; Beloniformes; Belonidae
Gene: kifbp
Product: kinesin family binding protein
Exons: 13
Coding region: 31-1947 (638 amino acids)
Molecular function (GO): protein binding
Source: RefSeq, a predicted model, not a curated record
GCAGCACACGUGACGCAGAAGAAAACAAACAUGGCGUCCGUCAACAGCGCUGAGUGGAGGUCCAUCUGCGACAAAUUCACCAACGCCCAAAGUCUCACCGACGUAGAAUCACGAAAUGACCCAGAGAAUGAACCUUUCCGCUCAAAGUACAAGGCCAGGGAGCUUCUCAGGGAGAUAUACUGUUCGCUGAAGAACUUUGAAGCCGGGGACGGCGAGGAGGACACCGGCGGCGGAGAGGGCGGCGAGCAGCGGGCUCCGGAGCCGCCGCUGGCCGGCCAGAAGGACGAUGUGUUCGGCCACGGCCUCGACGGGGACUCGCCGGCCGGGCUGCGGGCGGCAAAGCUCGGGGCGGUCGACUAUUAUCUGGGCGUCAACCACAUCGACACGGAGGAGCUGUCAGCAGGGCAGGAGCAUCUGAUGAGCUGCUUGAAACUGCUGGAGAGAUGCAGGGUGUCUCCGGAGAAUGUGUCUCUGGUUAUCCACGUCAGGAACCAGCUGGGUAUCCUCUGGGCUGGCCGGGAUGAGACAGAGAUGGCUCAGGGCUUCCUCGAAACAGCCGAGUCCAUCUACCAACGUUACAUGAAGGAGGAUGGAACUCCCCCCACUGACAUGACAGAGUACUUUAGCAGUGCAGAGAACCUGCUGACGCACCAGGAAAGGACCAAGAGAUUUGAGAUGGCCUACACCCAUACUAUGUACUACCUUGCCCAAGUUUAUAAAAACCUUGGUGAAACUGAGCAUGCAGCAAACUACUGUCAUAGUACCUUGCAGAGACAGUUAAAGUUAAAUCAGUUCACUCCAAUGGAGUGGGCUCUGAAUGCUGCAACGCUGUCUCAGUAUUACAUCACAAAGGGCCGCUACAUGGAAGGUCGACAUUGCCUCGCAGCAGCUACUGUCAUAUCAGGUUUGGCAGGAGAGGUUCCCUCUGAGGCAGCAGCACAGGAGAAUGAGGCGGAGAGUGAACGCAGGGAACAGCUCAGACAAAAGAGGGCAGAGAUUGCAAGGUGUUGGAUUAAAUACUGUCUCAAUAUCCUGCAGGAUGCCAAGAAGCUGCUAGAGGACAACAUUGGUGAGCUGGAUACAGAUCGUCAAGAUGACUUGAAGAGAGAAAGAAGACAAGAAGAGGAAGAAGAAGAGAAGGGCAGGAAGAGUGCUUUGCUAUUUGGCUCUGAAGAUACGUUUGACUCCAUUGCUAGCGUGGAAGAGAAGGUGUUGUGUUUGUCCCCUUUGGAUUUCACUGAAGCCAGAGCUGUUUUUCUGGUGGGACAGAAUUAUGUCACUCAGGCUAAAGAGUAUUUUGAGAUGGAUGGGUACGUGACGGACCACAUAGAGAUUUUGCAGGAUCACAGUGUUCUGUUCCGAUCCCUGGCUUUCUUUGAGGAGGAUCCAGAGCGACGCUGUAAAAUGCACAAACGAAGAAUUGACAUGUUGGAGCCAAUCUGCAAUGAUUUGAAUUCCCAGUACUACCUGAUGAUCCGCAGACAGUUGAUGUUCGAGUUGGCUGAGAUCUACAACGAAAUGAUGGACUUAAAACUGACUGUGGCGAACAGACAGGCGGAUUCACAAUCUUUAGAUAACCACACCAUUAAGAAAUUCAACCAUCUUUGCUCUGCCUCUGCCAAGUACUUCCAGAUGUUCCUAGACUCUCUGCGCUCUCCGGAAGGGAAGUUUCCAGAACAUUUGGAGGAGGAGGUCCUCAGACCAACUCUGGUGGCUCAAUUCAGGGUAGCCCGACUGCACAGCAGACUGAUCGACCCGUCUCCCUCGGUUCAGCUGGAGAACCUGAACAGAUCUCUGGAAAGCUACAAGUAUGUGGUGCAGUAUUGUGAGGGACACCCCGAGGCAGCAGCUGCCGUGGAAACGGAGCUGGAGUUGAGUAGCGAGAUGGUCGGCCUCCUCCCUCUUAAAAUCAACCGCCUUAAAGCAAGGAUGGCUGCAAACAACUGAAAGAUGCUCCUCUUCCCACGAAAUCUAAUCAAUCAAUUAAAUUUACUUUGACACAGUAACAUCAUACUCAGCAGUGAAAGAAAGUGAAAUAGUUUCUCACUAUAUAAUCAAUUGCUCAUGGCUUUUUUUGUUUUGUUUUCCAUGUGUGGAGCAUGCUGACGUCAUAUAUAUGUUGUGUUCAUUACAGGCUGUAAAAAUGUGCUCUUGUGUGUAAUAAAUAUUGUGGUCAGUGUAACUUUAAUUCCCUUUCUUGGGGUAUGAAGGAAUAUUUGAGAAUGAUUUCUCAUAUAACUGGUGCGUGACUUUAUGUUUUCGACACUUUAACUUAAAGGGAGUUGGCACAGGCCUAAUUGCCUCUUCAGGUCGAUGCUUUCUCUCCAACCACACUGACUAAAACACUCCGGUCUUGACAAAUGGCUGCUCAGAGUAAGAUUCCUCAGUGUCCUCACAGCAUAUAAUUAGAUAUCAACCGAUUUUUAAGUUUUAGUUCAUUUUAUUUAUUCAGUUUUUCUUAUAUUGCGCUAAUGGGAUUAAUUAUCUCAGCCUUGUCUGAUUCAUACAUGUUUUCUGUUGCAGUAAUAUUAGUUUUAAUUUAAAGUGACUAUUUCCUUUAAAGUGCUCAAGUACACUAAAAUGAUGUUUUUUUUCAGUUGCUUGGUGGUUCAUACAGUAGCCUAUACCAAAUGCCACCCAUAACAACACAUUUGUGUGUGUGAUAAUGUAGUGGAUGCAGUUUAUGCUGAAAGAUUGAUCGUAAAUGGCAACAACACUUAUUUGGGCUCAAGCACACUGGUGUUUAGUCAGAUCCCAUCAUAAUCUGAUUCAAUAAUAAUCUUUGGUCUGUGUAUUUUUCCCAGUCUGAGGAUUCAACAUGCAUAUAGUUAUAAUAAAUGUAGUAAUAUUAAUGCCACAGUAUCAUUAUAUAUUUUUUUGUUUUAAGCUUUGUGUAAAGUGGGACUGACGUUCUUUUAUCAUGGUGCACCUUUAUAUAAAAGGUGAACGAGGCUGUUGUAGAGUUGAAGGUGCCUCAGUAAAAAGGUAAAAUUACUACAGUUUUGGUGUGCAUGAGUUUACGAUUUUUUUUUUUUUCAGACAGUUCCAUUGCUUAAAAUGUUUGAACUUGUCAAAUUAAAAUCCUAAAACAUGCUGAA